AAUAAAAAAACGAUCAGGCAAACUAUGACUAGAAAAAUCUGCGUUGCUGUUGAUAAUUCUGAGACUAGCAAGUAUGCUUUAACUUGGACAAUAACCAAUAUCUACAAACCAGAGGCAUCUGAUAUAAUUUAUAUUUUACAUUCUGUUCAAAUGCAAGCGGUUUCACCAUUUUAUAGUUCUCUUGACGCUUCCGGGACCUCCGCUGAUCUUCUCAUAAGUAUGCGUGAACGCGAAAUGGAAGAGGGGAGAAAUAUUUUAAAAGAUUAUGGUGUAUUCUGUGACCAAAAAAACGUUAAAUUCUUAUUAGAGUUAACAGUUGGUGACCCUCGUCAUACUAUUUGUGAAUUCGUUGAAAGUCAGAACAUCGAUCUUCUUGUACUCGGGAACCGUGGAUCGGGUCUUUUAAAACGCAUUAUUCUUGGCUCUGUUAGUGACUACUGCUUAAAUCACGCUGAAUGUCCCGUUCUUUGCGUGAAACAACAAAUUUCACAAGGCAAGGAGCCUAACGAAUAAAUUUUGUGUCCAC
Zophobas morio is the source of this 526-nucleotide messenger RNA. RefSeq lists its product as uncharacterized. Lineage: Eukaryota; Metazoa; Arthropoda; Insecta; Coleoptera; Tenebrionidae. The transcript is spliced from 5 exons. The coding region runs from base 25 to 513 and encodes 162 amino acids. The record is from RefSeq and is a predicted model, not a curated record.